Megalobrama amblycephala (Wuchang bream) is the source of this 1617-nucleotide messenger RNA. RefSeq names its product olfactory receptor 52E4-like. The record is from RefSeq and is a predicted model, not a curated record. Gene Ontology annotation, cellular component: membrane. The transcript is spliced from 2 exons. Gene Ontology annotation, molecular function: olfactory receptor activity; G protein-coupled receptor activity. The coding region runs from base 418 to 1365 and encodes 315 amino acids. NCBI's taxonomy places the organism in Eukaryota, Metazoa, Chordata, Actinopteri, Cypriniformes, Xenocyprididae. Gene Ontology annotation, biological process: G protein-coupled receptor signaling pathway.
UUUUUUUUUUUUCCUGCUAUACUCAGAAAACACUUUCCUCUGAAUCACAGAAACUGAAACCCCAUGAUACAGUGACGGUGAGAUCUAUUCUUCAAUGGGAGUGUAACACAGAGACUCAUGGGAACACAACAGUGUUUUUAGAGACCAUGAUAUGUGUCAAGCUUUCAUUUCAGUCUAACAAGUAAAACAUAUAACACAUCUGAAAAAGUAAUAAAUUGUAUCUAUUUAGCAAUGUAAUGGGAAGAGCUCAGAUUAAUGACUAUGUAUAGAUUUAAUAUCAUAUCAGGUUUACUGCAGUUAUAUAUGAAUUUCAUGGUGGUCAUACAGUGAAUUAUUCACUGUACUUCUGACUUGCUGAAGUUUCAUCAGCUUCAUUUGUUUGAACAGAACACUGUGUGUGCACAAGAGUUUUUCAGCAUGAAGGACCUACCUGCACAAAAUAUCUCAUUCACUGAGUUCAAAUUAAUCGGUUUCUACAGCCUAGGAGAAUGGAGGCCUUUUUUAUUUAUCCCUUUCUUUUUGAUGCUUUUAUUGGCAAUCACAGCAAAUAUUACUCUCAUAUAUUUAAUCAAAUCUCAAAAGUCUCUGCAUUCUCCUAUGUAUGUACUAAUAGGUGUUAUGGCAGUGUUAGACUUGAUCAUGCCUAUAUUUUUUGUACCUAAUAUGCUUCUUAGCUUUUUAUUUAACUGGAGUGGGAUAUCUCUGACUGGUUGUUUGAUACAAAUGUUUGGCCUUCAUUUUAUUGGGACAUUUCAAUCUACUUUGCUUUUUUGGAUGGCACUGGAUCGUUACUUUGCAAUAUGCAAACCUCUUCAUUAUCAUAAAUACAUGGAAAUCCCUAACUUUCUAAAGUAUGUUGUUGUGCCAGUAAUGAGAAAUGGACUCAUGAUAGUCACUAUGGUCUCUCUGGCUGGAAGACUGUCAUUUUGUGUGACAAAUGUCAUCGAUCACUCUUUUUGUGAGCACAUGGCGCUGGUUCAGUUAGCAUGUGGAGAUAUAUCUGUUAAUAAUAUUGUAGGCCUUUUGUGUGCCUUUCUUAUAACUACUACUGAUUUUAUUCUUAUUACUGCCUCUUAUGUUGUGAUUUUCUAUUCUGUGUUUAGAUCUGGUGAGACUCAUUUAAAGGCCAUUAAUACCUGCAUUACUCAUAUUAUAAUUAUGACACUUAGUUUGAUUUCUGCUUUGAUUGCAUUUUUGUCAUACAGAAUAAGGAAUAACAUUUCUUCUAGCAACCGUAUAUUUAUAAGCAUCCUAUACUUAUUGUUCCCAAGUUGUCUACAUCCACUAAUCUAUGGAUGGAGAACAAAAGAAAUAAGACAAACAUUUCUGAAGUUUAUAAAUAAUGCAAAAGUGUUUCCUUUAUAAAACAGAGUGGCUUUUACAAACGAAUUGAUAAUACAACAUGAUAAUACAUAGAACACAUACCUUUUAUACAAUGAACUGUUGUUUCAGAGAAAAAAGAGUGCAGUUAAUGUCUUUACAAAAUGCCUCAGUCCCACUUUAUAUUACGUGGCCUUAACAACUAUGUACUUGAAUAAAAAAAAUAAGUGCAAUGUAUUUAUUGUGUUCAUAUUGUAUUACAAAUCCCUUUUGCUGCUAUUGAGGUGGGAUACAGGU